Molecule: messenger RNA, 2687 nt
Organism: Epinephelus moara (kelp grouper)
Lineage: Eukaryota; Metazoa; Chordata; Actinopteri; Perciformes; Serranidae
Product: GTPase IMAP family member 8-like
Exons: 5
Coding region: 104-2635 (843 amino acids)
Molecular function (GO): GTP binding
Source: RefSeq, a predicted model, not a curated record
UAUUCAUUUAUUUGAAGAGUGAAAUCCUGUGACAAAGUCCUGACACAAACAUCCUUUUUAACAGUGAGACUGAGACACUCUGAAGCUGAAAGCAGAGCUGAUAAUGCAUUGUCAACAGAAAUACAUAGAUCUCCUCAGCCACACGCCACAGAGUUCAGUUAUGAAUUGUGUUGGGCAACUUCGGGACGACAGCUUUGGAUUUCUGCCACCUGACAUGUCUGAGCUGAGGGUUGUUCUGCUGGGGAACAGCUGGUCUCAGAGGAGUUCAGUGGGGAACGUCAUACUGGGAGGGACUAAGUUCAGCACUGAGGAAGAACCAGACCGCUGUCUGACAGAAAGAGGACAGUUGAAAGACAAAGAAAUAGUUCUGAUCAACACUCCAGAUCUGCUGCAUCUCAACAUCUCUGAAGACAAACUGUCAGAACAUGUAGAAAACUGUGUGAGACUCUCUGAUCCUGGACCUCAUGUGUUCCUGCUGGUUCUACAGCCUGAAGACUUCACUGAGGAACACAAACGGAGACUCUGCAGAGUCCUGAAACGCUUCAGUUAUCAAUCAUUUGAUCAUUCAUUGAUACUGGUAUCAACACCCAGAGAGGAGAGCUCAGGUUUCAAAGAUGAACCAGACCAGCCCUUAAAAGACAUGAUCAGAAUGUGUAGAUACAGAUACCUGAAGCAGAAGAACCUUGAACGUCCAGAGCUGUUAACACGAUUGGGUCAAACUGCAAAGGAGAACAAUGGAGAGCAUGUGAGCUGUGAUGUGUUUGAGGACGAGGAUGCAGGUCUGAUAAUGACACCAAAGUCUGAACCCAUCAGAGCAGCUUUAAACCUGGUCCUGUGUGGGAGGAGAGGAGCAGGGAAGACUUCAGCAGCCAAGGCCAUUUUAGGUCAGACAGAGCUUCAUUCAGUCUCCAGCUCAUCAGAGUGUGUUAAACAUCAGGGAGAGGUGUGUGGACGUUGGGUUUCCCUGGUGGAGCUGCCUGCCUUGUAUGGAAAACCUCAGGAGGCAGUGAUGGAGGAAUCAUUCAGGUGUAUCUCCCUCUGUGAUCCUGAGGGCGUCCAUGCCUUCAUCCUGGUCCUACCUGUGCGUCCCCUCACUGAUGAAGACAAGGGAGAGUUAGAGACCAUCAGGAACACAUUCAGCUCUCGGGUCAAUGACUUCACCUUGAUCCUGUUCACUGUGUACUUAGAUCCUACAGCCCCAGGCAUCGUGAAUUUCAUAAGUAAAAACAAUGGCAUCCAGGAGCUCUGUCAGAGCUGUGGAGGAAGAUAUGUUGUUCUCAACAUCAAGGACCAGCAGCAGAUCCCAGAGCUGUUGGAUGCUGUGGAAAAGUUGAUGGCUGAAGGAUCCAGAUGCUUCACAAAGGACACGUUCACUAAGGCUCAGCUGCAGGAGGUUUCAAGACUUAAAGCUGAACUGCAGGAUGUGAAACAGAGAAAUGCGAUGGGAGGUGAUGAUGAAACUCAGAGCAGAGAGUGUCUCAGGAUGGUGCUGAUUGGAAAGACUGGCAGUGGAAAGAGUGCAACAGCAAACACCAUUUUGGGCAAAAAGCAUUUCAAACCCAGAAUCCCCCCGAAGCCAGCAAACAAGUCUUGUCAGAAAGCUUCAGGAGAGAUUGAUGGACGGCCUGCUGUUGUGGUCGUCACCCCCAGCUUGUUCAAUACAACUGAUGUUGAAUUUCAACAAGAGAUUAAAAAAUGCAUCCGCAUGUUGUCUCCUGGACCUCACGGGUUCCUACUGGUGCUGCAGCUUGGGAACAUUACACAAGAGGAAAAAGACUCUGUGGAACUGAUCAAGAAAUAUUUCGGCAAGAAAUCGGAAGAUUUCAUCAUCGUUAUUUUCACAAGAGGAGAUGAUCUGGAAGAUACAUCAUUUGAGAGUUACAUUGAACAUUGUGAUGACUUUGUAAAAAAACUCCUAAAUGACUGUGGAGGAAGAUACCAGGUCUUCAAUAACAAAGAUGACACAAACCGCACACAAGUCAGAGAGCUGAUGACCAACAUCGAGACCAUUGUGAAGGAAAAUGGCGGCUGCUACCACAGUGAGAUGUUUGAAGACACAGAGGACUCUAUUCAAACACAAGUGGAGAGGAUUUUGAAAGAGAAGGAAGAAGAGAUGAAGAGAAAGAACAAAGACCUCCAGAGAAAACAUGAGGAAGAUUUGAAAUCACUGAAAAGGAAAAACGAAGAACAGCGUCGAGAAAUUGACCUGAGAACAAAACAGCUGAAGGACAAAGACGAAAGCAUCAACAAGGAGCGUGAGGAGAGGAAGAGAGAAUGGGAGGAAGAGGAAAGGAGACGGAAAAAACAAGAAGAAACUCAGCGACAGGAUUGGAGAAGAAAACUGGAAGCUUCUGAGAAAAUUGUUCAGUCAGAAAGAGAGCAAAGGGAAAAUGCCGAGAGGAAGCUGGAGCAGUUUAGAAAAGAGAUGAAGAGAGAUCGAGACGCCUGGGAUAAGGAAAGAAAGGACACCUGGGAACGAAUACGUCAGGAGGAUAAACAGAACCUGGAGGAGGAGAAAACAGGCUUCAGAAAGCUCCAAGAUGAGUACCACCGUAAGAGAAGAACAUGGACAUACUCUGUAGUUGGGCUGCUGCUGUUACUGUUAUUUUGUGUGUGUUAUAUAUUUCUGAGUUAGGCACACACACACACACACACACACACACACACACACACACACACACACACAC